Messenger RNA from Phymastichus coffea, 948 nucleotides. It is a transcript of the gene smg, whose product is annotated as protein Smaug homolog 1. The record is from RefSeq and is a predicted model, not a curated record. Gene Ontology annotation, biological process: regulation of DNA-templated transcription; nuclear-transcribed mRNA poly(A) tail shortening; regulation of mRNA stability. Gene Ontology annotation, cellular component: P-body. Lineage: Eukaryota; Metazoa; Arthropoda; Insecta; Hymenoptera; Eulophidae. Gene Ontology annotation, molecular function: mRNA binding; translation repressor activity; protein binding. The transcript has 5 exons. The coding region runs from base 1 to 948 and encodes 315 amino acids.
AUGAGAGAUGUACCAGCAUGGUUAAAGACACUACGUCUGCACAAGUACAGCUACCUGUUUACCAACUUGUCGUAUGAGGAUAUGCUUGAUUUAACCGAGGAGAAGCUUGCCGAGCAAGGAGUAACCAAGGGUGCACGUCAUAAGCUCGCUCUGUCGAUUCUCAAAUUGCAACAGCGUUAUCAUACCCUGCUAGAUCUGGAGAAGGACUUGGUACAACCGCAAACCAAUCAGUCCGCGUCGUUUGGACAGAAACCAUUGUUGGUAGGAGCUCUUGACGAGCUCAAGACUAUACUUGCAACGCCGCUCAAACCAAGUCGUGAUGGCGAUGUUCACGAUAUACCCAUGCAGUUCACUAAGGUUCUUGGUAAAUUAUGCAGCAGACUGGCUCUGGAAAAUGUAGACGAUGCGGUUUUAUGCUCCUGCAUAACCAUUCUUGAGAAGGUGUUGCAACACGAUUGCUUUACUCCCAGCCAGAAGGAAAAAGUACAACAAUGGCGCAGUCGUCUUGGCAAUCCCAGACCAACUCCUAAAUGGCAGCAUAAUAAUCAUGCAUUCUUCAACAGGAGAUACUCAAACUCACAGCAGCAUAGCCGAAAGCCCAGUUUAAACCUAGGACAUAUUGGAAAUAGCAAAUCAACGAACAACUUUAUGGUACAGCCGCACAGAAACAGUAUAUCGACUCCGUAUUUACAGUCCAGCUCCAGUCAGACAUCGAAUCAAAACAAUCUUGGACUCGUUCAAGCACCCGAAAAACGGCCCAGUCUCCAGGAGAAUAGCCUAGAGCAAUUGCAGAGAACGCUACAGCGCACUUAUAGUGCUCCAAGAGAUAAUUUCCUUGGUCACUCGAGCAACGCUUUAGAGACGACUGAUCCAGAGAUAAACUCGUGUUUAGAGUCAUUGUGCUUGCGCAUGACCGAGCAAGCGAUCGGUGGCUUCGGCGAAGUCUAA